Molecule: messenger RNA, 522 nt
Organism: Suillus plorans
Lineage: Eukaryota; Fungi; Basidiomycota; Agaricomycetes; Boletales; Suillaceae
Exons: 1
Coding region: 1-522 (173 amino acids)
Source: RefSeq, a predicted model, not a curated record
AUGAGUGCUGUGCCACAAUUCUUCUUCAGCAUUGUCCUGCUUGCUUUGAGGGAGUUGUGUUUGGCAGGAAGCUGGAACAAGUGUGGUGAUAUUUAUGUUGCUACUGACGGGAACUUCCAUCAUCGACAUUGGUGUUCAGCAGGUGAUUUGCCUCACUUCUAUGAUCCAUUUUACUUCUUACCGAAAGGCCAGGUUGAUGCAAUUGGUCAACAUAUUGAUCAGUCCUGCAAGUCCGCACCAAAGCUGCACGCACCACUCAUACCCUAUGAGGCUAUUGACUUGUGCAAGAAUUCAUAUGAGGCUGCAGACAGAAAGACACAAAAGGCAGCUAUAGAUAGCUUUGAUGACACUGGAGUCAUGACAUUGAUCUGCUGCCAUGACAUUCCUCUCUUCUUUGCAAACAUCAACACUCCAGGCAAACAGCAAAAAUAUUCUGUUGCUCUUAUUGAUCACCUUUUUACUUUAGUACCUCAAAGUGCCACAGUUGUCACCCUUUAUGAUGUGGGAUGUGUUCUCUCCUGA